Messenger RNA from Perkinsus marinus ATCC 50983, 687 nucleotides. Its product is annotated as amino acid transporter, putative. The transcript has a single exon. Lineage: Eukaryota; Perkinsozoa; Perkinsida; Perkinsidae. Gene Ontology annotation, molecular function: amino acid transmembrane transporter activity. Gene Ontology annotation, biological process: amino acid transmembrane transport. The record is from RefSeq and is a predicted model, not a curated record. Bases 1 to 687 code for a protein of 228 amino acids.
AUGCCCAUGAUCGCAGAAGAUAUGGUCGAUCGAAACAUGAGGAAGUUAGAUCUCGCCGCUCUGCUUGCGAUUGCUACCGUAAUGGUCGUCUACCUUUCGGUCAUGGUCGGUCCCUAUUACGCUUUUGGCGAUGCUAUCGAAUCGAAUUUCUAUCUCAACUUGCCGGUCUCUAACGUCGCCAUCCACAUCGGGUACAUUGCUUUGCCGUUUGCCGUGCUAACUGCAUUCCCAUUGCUCCUGUUCCCGGCCAGACAAUCAAUCUCGGGUGUCAUAACCUAUUUUCGCCCCAGCUUACAAGACACUCUUAAAUUGCACAUCGGGACAACACUGCUUUUCCUGGCUAUCUGCGUGGGUGUGGCAAUCAUCUUCGAGGAUCUCGGUGUCACUAUUCGGUUCAUCGGCAUCCUCGGCACCAACACCAUUGGGUUCGUGAUACCAUGUUUCGUCUAUCUCCAUAUUUGUUACAAUCCGUUCCCGAGCUCCUCCGAGCAGCCCGUUAAUGAAGAGGUGGGAGGAGGCUGUCCAGACGAUGUUAAGGAUGAUGAGCCAGAAGGGCACGUCAGCCUCCUCCAGAAGCUACGGAAUCAAACCCUCGAGUGGCACGGGGCGUUGGCGCUCUUCAUUGCCAGUAUUAUAUUCUUCCCCUUGGGUCUUACUGGACUGUUGUACGAUCUUACCACCAACUGA